AUGCGCGAGUAUUUGCUCUAUUCGCAAAUUCCACGCGCUCGUGAGAUUCAGGUUCUCAGCAUAUUGGCAGGCGUGACAGGCUCGCAGCCAGUCCCAGCAUGGCAGCAAGUGGCCAUCUAUGGGCAGACGAAGGCACCUGACGCCGCUGUCUCGAAGAAGAUACAGGCAAAGCAGCAAGCUCCAAAGCAAGCUCCUCAACUCAACUACCACAAGCUCAUCAGAGACAUUCAUUUCCGUGAAUCUGGCGAGGCUGAGGCUGGGCCAUGGACUUUCCGCGCAGAAGCCCUUCCGGACCCUGGAUUGACAGACUACAUUGCCCGGAAUUACGACGAGCACUCGGCCACAGAAGAUGAACUCCAGCGUCUGAGGCAGCCUGACUUGUAUCAGUUCAGACGUCAAUUCAUUACAGAAGCCAACCGCUUUGUUCACAACAAUGUUGUCACUCGCUUGUAUCGAAUGCGACAAGCCCCAGACUCCCAAGGUAAGAGCUCUCAGGUGUUCAGGAUGCACGGCGCUGAUCUUUCAGAUCCAAUCUCAUCGACAGUGCUGUUCCCGAAGGACCAAAAGCUUAUCGACCCAAGCGGCAGCUGGAUCAUCGAGACCUCCAUCCGGGUUGAGGACGGCAACAAUUCCAACCUCACGGACAAGGCCAAACAGGAGCUGCUGGCUUUUAAAGAGACCAUGGACGGCGCACUGGAUCUGAUUGCUCCUGACCGGCUCGCGCUCGACUCUAGAGUGAAGAACAUCUGA
Molecule: messenger RNA, 750 nt
Organism: Pseudocercospora fijiensis CIRAD86
Lineage: Eukaryota; Fungi; Ascomycota; Dothideomycetes; Mycosphaerellales; Mycosphaerellaceae
Exons: 2
Coding region: 1-750 (249 amino acids)
Biological process (GO): regulation of transcription by RNA polymerase II; termination of RNA polymerase II transcription
Cellular component (GO): core mediator complex; mediator complex
Molecular function (GO): transcription coregulator activity
Source: RefSeq, a predicted model, not a curated record